AUGAUGUAUCUUUGUGUUUUUCGUCUGAAUGAGUCGACGUAUGGAAUCCUCCAAGACAUGACUUUGUAUGCCAUGGCACUGAGACACAGGAAGUGGGUUCUGUUACCAUCAAAAUAUGGAACUGAAGGAGUUGCCGAGCUGACUCAAGGAAGAAAAGAUAAAUCGUUUGCCCUAACGCCAACGAGGGUGGCGAAAGUGGGUAGGGGACCUACGGCAGAACUUCAUUCAAUAGACAUGUCCGUAAUAAUUGAAAAGAGAGCGGGGCAUAGACUAUUUACCGGAGACGAAAGACCAGCGGAAGGGCAUGAGUCGCCGAGGAAGAGCGUAGAUCAAAGCAAAGUAUCCCGUCCCUCCCUUCUCUUUAGCUUAGUUCUAGAACGUGGUUUUGAGGGGGGCGGAUUGAAAGAAGUAGUUCCUUCUCGGCUUCAGAAGGACCGAAGGUUGCACUACGUUCAGGGAUUGGUCUUCCUGUUCUUUAUCAGCCGCUAA
Messenger RNA from Vicia faba (fava bean), 489 nucleotides. NCBI's taxonomy places the organism in Eukaryota, Viridiplantae, Streptophyta, Magnoliopsida, Fabales, Fabaceae. The record is from the annotation of a GenBank genome assembly.